This is a messenger RNA of Didymodactylos carnosus, 703 nucleotides long. The record is from the annotation of a GenBank genome assembly. NCBI's taxonomy places the organism in Eukaryota, Metazoa, Rotifera, Eurotatoria, Philodinida, Philodinidae.
UUUUGUUGCUACGUAUCUUCUGCCUGUGCACUAGCGCUCACUCGUGCAAACCACUGUUUCACGAAAUAUUGCAAAACAUUUUCACGCGUGUUCACAUCGUGGAGGGUAUCAAAAUUUCCACAUGGGUUGCGUGUUCACUCGCGAUAGGUACAAUUUUCCUGCCCAGAUAUAAUUUAAUGCAAUGAAUAAUUGGCUAUUAACAGUUAUGAAAGCCUCUUUUUAGUUUACUUCAUCUCUGAGGUCCCGAAAUGUAUAUGCCAAGUGUUUUGUUCUUACAGAUGACUGCGUCGAUAUACCAUUUUUAAAAUUGAAUGGUACAGCAACUGACGUGCAUGAUUACAAUAUUUUAUCAGUGCGGAAAACACAUCUUGAAGAUGUUUUGGAAAUGUUCAUUUCAAUGAUUUGUGUACCAUUAAUGGAUAUACCAUCAUGUUCUGAUUGUCAAUAUGUUAUCGAUCGAUUUCGUUCUACAGGUUUUAAAGAUGAAUUACUCGCCAAAAGUUUUCAUGAUGCUGCACUACAAAAAUCUAUUGCUACAUUUAAAUUAAAGGCUGAUUUAUUUGCAGUAGAAAAGAAUGAUCCUUUAUGUGUAUAUAUAGGCGCAGACGAAGAAAUAACUAUAAGAAAACGACAUGAUUUAUGUUUGGAACAAACAAAAAAAUUAUUCGAGGCUGCAUUUCAGUUAUCAUCUGAAGAAAAAUGA